Molecule: messenger RNA, 1557 nt
Organism: Penaeus vannamei (Pacific white shrimp)
Lineage: Eukaryota; Metazoa; Arthropoda; Malacostraca; Decapoda; Penaeidae
Source: RefSeq, a predicted model, not a curated record
AUGAGUGAGGAACAAGAAAAGAGCAGAAGCAGGAACAGAAACCGGAAGGGGAGAAAUUAUGUCCCCUUCCUGCUCGUGAAGCAACCCGAGGAGCCCUCGGCCCUUCGGACGCAUCUACAGUAUAACUUUAGGAAGGCUCGACCUCUUCAGAUGCGCCCGCAGCCCACGACGCCCUCAGUUCUCCCUUCGAGACGCACCCACACAUCCAAGGAAUCCUCGGCCCUCUCUUCAGACGCACCCGUUACCCAUGAACUCUCGGCCCUCUCACCAAGGAUUCUUCAGCCCUCUGACCAAGGAGCCCUCAUCUUCAGCCCUCUCACCAAGGAGAAGGAGCCUCUCACCAAGGAGCCUCAGCCCUCUCACCAAGGAGCCCUCAGCCUCUCACCAAGAGCAGCCCUCUCACCAAGGACCCUCUCACCAAGGAGUCCUCAGCCUCUGACCAAGGAGCCCUCAGCCCUCUCACCAAGGAGUCUUCAGCCUUCUUACCAAGGAGCCCUCAGCCCUCCCACCAAGGAGUCUUCAGCCCUCUUACCAAAGCCCUCAGCCCUCUCACCAAGGAGUCCUCAGCCCUCUGACCAAGGAGCCCUCAGAGCCCUCAGCCCUCUGACCAAGGAGCCCUCAGCUCUCUCACCAAGGAGUCUUCAGCCUUCUACCAAGGAGCCCUCAGCCCUUCUCACUCACCAAGGAGUCUUCAGCCCUCUCACCAAGGACCCUCAGCCCUCUCACCAAGGAGCCUCAGCCCUCUCACCUCAGCCCUCAGCCCUCUCACCAAGGAGCCCUCAGCCUCUCACCAAGGAGAGCCCUCUCACCAAGGAGCUCAGCCCUCUCUCAGACCAGGAGCCCUCAGGGAGCCCUCAGCCCUCUCACCAAGGAGUCUUUCAGCCUCUGACCAAGGAGCCCUCACCCUCUCACCAAGGAGUCCUCAGCCCUCUGACCAAGGAGCCCUCAGCCCUCUCACCAAGGAGAUACCAGAGCCUCAGCCCUCUCAGCCCUCACCCUCUCACCAAGGAGUCUUCAGCCCUCUCACCAAGGAGCCUCAGCCCUCUGACCAAGGAGCCCUCAGCCUCUCUCACCAAGGAGUCUUCAGCCUUCUUACCAAGGAGCCCUCAGCCCUCUGACCAAGGAGCCUCAGCCCUCUCACCAAGGAGUCUUCAGCCCUCUGACCAGCCCUCACUCACCAAGGAGCCCUCAGCCCUCUCACCAAGGAGUCUUCAGCCCUCUCACCAGGAGCCCUCACCCUCAGCCCUCUCACCAAGGAGUCCUCAGCCCUCUGACAACGGAGCCCUCAGCCCUCUCACCAAGAGCCCUCAGCCCUCUCCCAACUUCAGCCCUCUUACCAAGGACCCUCUCACCAAGGAGCCCUCAGCCCUCUCACCAAGGAGUCCUCAGCCCUGCCCUCGGAAGCGCCGCCGCCCCAAGAAGCCCAUCCGCAGACGUAGCCCUACCCUAAAGAGCCCUCAGCCCGCCCGUAGGAUGCGUCGACGCCAACGGCACCCAGAGGCCCUUCGCCCAGCCCCCCGCGCCCCGCAUACCCCGGCGAGGGCACACUGGCCCUGA